Callithrix jacchus (white-tufted-ear marmoset) is the source of this 2228-nucleotide messenger RNA. RefSeq names its product cytochrome P450 2G1-like. The record is from RefSeq and is a predicted model, not a curated record. Gene Ontology annotation, biological process: epoxygenase P450 pathway; xenobiotic metabolic process. Gene Ontology annotation, cellular component: cytoplasm; intracellular membrane-bounded organelle. Gene Ontology annotation, molecular function: oxidoreductase activity, acting on paired donors, with incorporation or reduction of molecular oxygen, reduced flavin or flavoprotein as one donor, and incorporation of one atom of oxygen; iron ion binding; arachidonate epoxygenase activity. NCBI's taxonomy places the organism in Eukaryota, Metazoa, Chordata, Mammalia, Primates, Cebidae.
AGUCCCAGAGGUUAAGUGACUUGUCCAGUGAAGAAAAGAUGGAAUUGCCACUCGUCCCCAGAUUGUCUGGAUCCUAACAUCAAUAGCCUGAAAAGAUAUAGUCUGCCUCUUACACCCAACCAAGAAGCUCUGUUCAAUUCGUAGAGCUGAGAGAGAAGAACAGGGAGACUGGAAAUAUGAAGAAAGGGGAAUGGCCCCAGAGGAUUUCCCUGUGUGAAUCCAAGUUACCUUUAUUCAAGUGGGAGAUUAUAGGUUAUAUAACCACCCCCCACAUAAAGUACUCUUCCCCAAUGACAUUCAAACCCGGAAAUCUUAAAUCCCAGGGUGUUCAGAUUUCAGUAUAAGCUGAUCUCCCAGGACCUAUUUAGGCAGGAUCUCAUGCCCAGGACAGAACCUGCCUACCUGGCACCAUGGGGCUGGGAUGGGCCCUCACCAUGUUUCUGGAACUCUUCUUCUCUUGCCUGCUCAUCUUCGUUGCCUGGAAACGAAUGAAUAAGGGAGGAAAGCUGCCUCCAGGUCCCACACCAGUUCCUUUCUUGGGGAACCUGCUGCAAGUUCGAACUGAUGCUGUCUUUCAGUCUUUCAUGAAGCUCAGUGAGAAAUACGGCCCUGUGUUCACUGUGUACAUGGGUCCCCGGCCAGUGGUUGUUUUAUGUGGACACGAAGCAGUGAAGGAAGCCUUGGUGGACCAGGCGGAUGACUUCAGUGGCCGUGGACAAUUGGCUUCAGUAGAGCGAAACUUCCAAGGUUAUGGUGUGGCUCUGUCCAAUGGAGAACGAUGGAGGAGUCCCCGACGCUUCUCCCUGACCAUCCUUCAGAACUUUGGGAUGGGAAAGCAGAGCAUUGAGGAGCAAAUUCAGGGUAGGAACUCCUACCUACUGGAGGAGUUCCAGAAGACCAAGGGUGCCCCCAUCGACCCCACCUUCUUUCUGGGCCGCAGCGUCUCCAAUGUCAUCAGUUCCGUUGUCUUCGGAAGUCGCUUCGACUAUGAGGACAAGCAGUUCCUGAAACUGGUGCAGUUGGUCAAUGAUUUCAUUGAGAUGAGCACUCCCUGGACACAGCUAUAUGACAUGUACUCUGGAAUCAUGCAGUAUCUGCCAGGAAGGCACAAUCGCGUCUACUGCUUGAUAGAAGAGCUCAAGGACUUCGUUGCCUCCAGAGUCAAGAUCAAUGAAGCAACCUUUGACCACCAAAACCCCCAGGACUUCAUUGAUUGCUUUCUCGUCAAGAUGCACCAGGAUAAAAAUAAUCCUCAUACAGAAUUCAACCUCAAGAACUUGGUCCUCACCACUCUGAACCUCUUCUUUGCUGGCACGGAGACCGUGAGUUCUACUUUGCGCUAUGGAUUCUUGCUGUUAAUGAAGCAUCCUGAGGUGGAAGCUAAGAUCCUCGAAGAGAUUAACCAGGUAAUUGGACCACACCAGCUCACAAGUGUGGAUGACCGGGUCAAGAUGCCCUACACAGAUGCCGUCAUCCAUGAAAUACAGAGACUGAUAGACAUUGUGCCCGUGGGUGUCCCCCACAACGUCACCCGGGACACUCAGUUUCGAGGUUACCUUCUGCCCAAGGGCACAAACGUACUUGCCCUCCUUGGCUCUGUCCUCAAAGACCCCAAAUACUUCCGCUAUCCAGAUGCCUUCUAUCCCCAGCACUUCCUGGAUGAGAACAGGCGCUUCAAGAAGAAUGACGCCUUCGUGCCUUUUUCCUCUGGAAAGCGCAUCUGCCUGGGUGAGGCCAUGGCCCGCAUGGAACUCUUUCUCUACUUCAUCCUCAUCCUUCAGAACUUCUCUCUCCGCUCACUGGUGCCGCCUGCAGACAUCGAUAUCACCCCCAAGCUCUCAGGCUUUGGCAACAUCCCCCCGACCUAUAAGCUCUGCCUCGUGGCCCGCUCAGCCCAACCUCCUGUGGGGCAGGGAGGAAGCAGCGAAGAACUCAGCUCUCCUCUCCUCUCCUCUCUUCUUCGUCUUAGUAAUCCUGGCAGCAUCCCUUAGAGAAGGCACUAUGAUUACAGAGUCAGCCAGGCUCACCUGAGUAUCUACAGCUGUGUGUCUCCCCGCCCCCCGCCCGCUAGAAGAGCAAUGCCCCAUGCAAGAUGUGCGCCUCUGCGCAGGUUCCCUGGGUGCCUGGUCAACGGUGGUUAGGUUUCCGGCCGCAUCAGUUCUUAUUGUAGACCCGGUGUCUUCAUGUCGUUCCUUUCUUUUCUCUAAAGAACAGUGUGUUAACGUGUU